Messenger RNA from Protopolystoma xenopodis, 324 nucleotides. The record is from the annotation of a GenBank genome assembly. Lineage: Eukaryota; Metazoa; Platyhelminthes; Monogenea; Polystomatidea; Polystomatidae.
AUGCUGCAGCUGCCUCGUCGCCUUAGUUACACGCACCGCAAUCGUCUUUUCUGCCAGUUCUCUUCACCGAUUCUUCAUUCCAGAACUGUCUGUAUUUUAGCCUUAGGCUACCGGCCGCUCGCCUCUUCUCGGCCUAUUGUUCCCGAGAAACUCGUUGUCACUGUCGCUCCUGCUUUGGCCACCCAAAGGACCAUUUGCUCCUCCCGGACUCCAACUUGUCUACAUUGCCCGAUCUGCCACGUCAGGAGACUUGCCAGAGAUGUCUGUCUUCUCCACGAGAAUGCUUUUUGGAAGGUUUUAUUAAUUUUUAAAGUAAAAGCAUAA